GUUUUAGGGUUAGGUUGCACCAUAACCUAAACCAGCCGUCAGCCGCAUCCACGCUUUAUUUUUUUUUAUCUGUAUCUCACUCAGGGUCUCUCCAGUCUCCUGCUUCUUUCCACGGCAUAGAUCCUCGUCGUCCCCGAUCACCGAGACACUGAUUUCAGAUAAGAAAUAUGCCUCCAAAAUCAGCAAAAUCGAAAGAAGCACCAGCUGAGCGACCAAUCCUUGGAAGAUUCUCCUCUCACCUCAAGAUUGGCAUCGUUGGAUUACCAAAUGUUGGCAAAUCUACUCUUUUCAACACAUUAACAAAGCUAUCAAUUCCUGCUGAAAAUUUUCCCUUUUGUACCAUUGAGCCUAAUGAAGCACGGGUUUAUAUCCCUGAUGAAAGAUUCGAAUGGCUUUGCCAACUGUAUAAGCCAAAAAGCGAGGUUUCAGCUUUCUUGGAAAUCCAUGAUAUAGCUGGACUGGUUAGAGGUGCCCAUCAGGGGCAAGGCUUGGGCAACAAUUUCUUAUCUCACAUUCGUGCAGUUGAUGGCAUUUUUCAUGUGUUACGUGCAUUUGAAGAUCCAGAUAUUAUUCAUGUUGAUGACUCUGUGGAUCCGGUGAGAGAUCUAGAGGUUAUUGGUAAUGAGUUACGACUAAAGGAUAUUGAAUUCAUGGAUAGAAGAGUAGAGGAUCUUGAGAAGAGCAUGAAGAGGAGCAACGACAAGCAUUUAAAAAUAGAGCACGAGUUGUGUGAAAGGGUUAAGGCAUGGCUUGAGGGGGGUAAAGAUGUUCGCCUAGGAGACUGGAAAGCUGCUGAUAUUGAGAUAUUGAAUACGUUUCAGUUGCUAACUGCCAAGCCUGUUGUUUACCUGGUUAACAUGAAUGAGAAGGAUUACCAGAGAAAAAAGAACAAGUUCUUGCCCAAGAUUCAUGCUUGGGUGCAGGAACAUGGGGCUGAACCAAUUAUUCCUUUCAGCUGUGUGUUAGAAAGAAAUCUUGCCGAUAUGGCACCAGAUGAAGCAACAAAGUAUUGUGAGGAGAACAAGGUACAAAGUGCCCUUCCAAAAAUCAUAAAGACUGGAUUUUCUGCAAUUAAUCUCAUAUAUUUCUUCACUGCUGGCCCUGAUGAGGUGAAGUGCUGGCAAAUCAGAAGACAAACAAAGGCCCCUCAGGCUGCAGGAACAAUCCAUUCUGACUUUGAGAGAGGGUUUAUAUGUGCUGAGGUCAUGAAAUUUGAUGAUCUCAAGGAGCUUGGCAGUGAGUCAGCUGUUAAGGCUGCUGGGAAGUAUAGACAAGAAGGGAAGACCUAUGUUGUCCAAGAUGGAGACGUCAUAUUCUUCAAGUUCAAUGUAUCGGGUGGUGGAAAGAAAUGAUAUACAUCUGUAAUGGGCUGUGGAGUAAUUUAAGGAAAUCAAAUUUGAUUGUGUGAUUCAUUGUUUUUGGGGUCACAUCUUUAUGACAGGGAAAGGGAAAGGCUCAAAGGCAUGAGUUUUCCACCUUUGGAUUUAUACUCGGUGGAUGUUGGUGGAUCCCAUCAAACAUUAAAUUUUAUUUUAGGAUUAUUAUUUCAAUAUAAGGAUGGAGGCUCAACUGCUCAAGUUCAUAAAGUUCCCAGUCUCCACAGCCUCGGCUAAAGAUAAAAGUAAUUGUAUUCUGUUUUGCAGUUUGUAGAACUUGUCUUUAAAAUGGAUGUUAUACAGCAAGAGUGUGAGUGCAAACGUUUUAAGAGCUGAGAGGAGCCAAUAGAUGCUGGUAUGUAUUUAUUAUGCAAAUUGCCUAUUGCCUUCACAAAUUUUGAUCUAGAUUUUCACUUCUCAUCCUCA
Molecule: messenger RNA, 1802 nt
Organism: Hevea brasiliensis (rubber tree)
Lineage: Eukaryota; Viridiplantae; Streptophyta; Magnoliopsida; Malpighiales; Euphorbiaceae
Product: obg-like ATPase 1
Exons: 13
Coding region: 168-1352 (394 amino acids)
Cellular component (GO): cytoplasm
Molecular function (GO): ATP binding; GTP binding; ATP hydrolysis activity
Source: RefSeq, a predicted model, not a curated record